This is a messenger RNA of Exserohilum turcica Et28A, 5313 nucleotides long. RefSeq lists its product as uncharacterized. The coding region runs from base 1 to 5142 and encodes 1713 amino acids. Lineage: Eukaryota; Fungi; Ascomycota; Dothideomycetes; Pleosporales; Pleosporaceae. The record is from RefSeq and is a predicted model, not a curated record. Gene Ontology annotation, cellular component: nucleus. The transcript is spliced from 4 exons. Gene Ontology annotation, molecular function: DNA binding; ATP binding; DNA topoisomerase type II (double strand cut, ATP-hydrolyzing) activity. Gene Ontology annotation, biological process: sister chromatid segregation; DNA topological change; resolution of meiotic recombination intermediates.
AUGGACGACUCCCUGAUGGAAGACUCUGUAUUCGAUGAUGGCGCCAGUUCUGACUUUGCCCUGCCCGCAAAGUCAGCCAAGGCCACCAAGGCCACCAAGGCUGCUGCAAAGCCCAAAGCCCCCCCGAAGAAAGCAGCAGGCACUGCGAAACCACGAGGCAGACCCGCCGGCGCCGCUACGAAGCCCAAAGCGAAGGCUCCACUCAAGAAGAAGGCCAAGGCCGACUCGGAUAUGGAUGAGAACUCAGACAUAGAUAUGGACGAAGACCCAAUUGACGAUGACGAGUCGCUACUUGCAGACACGCCAAAGGCCAAAAAAGCACCGGCCCCGAAGAAACCGAGCGGCAAACCCCUCGCGGAUAUCGUCAACGAGAGCAUCGGCGGUGAUGGAGAUGAUACACCCGCUGCGAAGCCCAAGAAGGGUGGCGCCAGCAGCAAGUACCAGAUGUUGACGCAUCUGGAGCACAUUAUGAAGCGUCCCGACACAUAUAUCGGAUCCGUAGAGCGACAGACGGACAAGAUGUGGGUGUACAACUCCGAGUCCGAGUCGAUGGAGUACCGCGACGUUUCUUACGUACCCGGUCUGUACAAGAUCUUUGACGAGAUUCUUGUCAACGCUGCCGACAACAAGCAAAACGACAAGAAUAUGAGUGAGAUUCGGGUAACAGUCGACCGGGAGACUGGCGAGAUUUCCAUCAAGAACGACGGAAAGGGAAUUCCAAUUGAGAUUCACAAAGAACACGGCAUAUAUGUACCAGAGAUGAUCUUUGGUCACCUCCUCACAUCAUCCAACUAUGACGACGACCAGCAAAAGGUCACGGGUGGUCGCAACGGUUACGGAGCCAAGCUCUGUAACGUCUUCAGUACCGAAUUCACAGUCGAGACGGUGGAUUCAAAACAGAAGAAAAAGUACAAACAGACCUGGACGGAAAAUAUGAGCAAAAUGGGCAAGGCCAAGAUUACCGACAUCAAGGCGGAUGACUACACAAAAGUCAGCUGGAAGGCCGAUUACGCCAGGUUCGGCAUGGAGGGCAUUGACGACGAUUUUGAAGCCCUGGUCAAACGCAGAACCUACGACAUGGCUGGUACGCUACGCGGCGUCAAAGUUUACCUCAAUGGUGACCGCAUCAAAAUCACAUCAUUUGCGAAAUAUAUGGAGAUGUACACAAAGUCCAUCUCACGCGACCAGGGCCGGGGCGAUGAAGACAAGGAGAAGGACGUCAUCAUCACAGACAAGCUCGAACGCUGGGACAUUGGUUUCGCAGUCUCGGAUGGUGCCUUCAACCAAGUGUCAUUCGUCAACUCGAUUGCAACGACAUCUGGUGGUACGCAUGUCAACCACAUUGCUGAGCAGAUUGUCGACAAGCUCAUGGCCAUUGUGAACAAGAAGAACAAGGCCGCCGUCAAGCUCAAGCCUGCGCAGAUCAAGAACCAUCUGUUCCUAUUCGUCAACUGUUCCAUCGUCAACCCAGCCUUUACAUCUCAGACCAAGGAGCAGCUCACGACCAAGCCUAGCCAGUUCGGUAGCAAGCCCGUACUCAGCGACAAGUUCUUGAACGCCAUUGCCAAGACCGAUGUCAUCCAGAACAUUAUGCACUUUGCUCAGCAAAAGGCCGAUCAGAUGAUGAAGAAGACCGACGGAAACAAGCGCAACCGAAUCAGUAAUGCCAAGCUGACAGACGCCAACAAGGCUGGUACCAAGGACGGACAUCUCUGCACGCUCAUUCUCACUGAAGGUGAGUCGGCUAGUGUGCUUGCGCUGGCUGGACGUGCUGUCGUCAACCAGGACUUGUUUGGUGUCUUCCCGCUUCGUGGUAAGCUCCUCAACGUCCGAGACGCCACCGUCGAUCAGAUCAUGAAGAAUGUGGAGAUUCAGAACAUUAAAAAAUUCAUGGGUCUUCAACACAAGAAGGAGUACACAGCGGCAGACAUGAAGAGCUUGCGUUACGGCCAUCUGAUGAUCAUGACGGAUCAGGAUCACGACGGUAGCCAUAUCAAGGGUCUACUCAUCAACUUUCUUCAGUGCCAGUUUCCAAGUUUGCUCAAGGUACCUGGCUUCCUCCUUGAGUUCAUCACUCCUAUUGUCAAGGUCUGGAAAGGAGAUCCCAAGAACCCACGCCACCUGAAGAGCUUCUUCUCCAUGCCCGAGUACGAGGAGUGGAAGGAGCAACACGCUCAUGAAAAGGGCUGGGACCACAAGUACUACAAGGGAUUGGGUACCAGCGACAUUCCUGAUGCCCAGAUUUACUUCAAGGAUCUCGACACGCACAUGAAGCGCUUUCAGGUGAUGCGUGAGGAAGAGGAGAAGCUGAUCGAGUUGGCCUUUUCGAAGAAGAAGGCUGACGCCCGUAAGGAUUGGCUGCGUGACUUUGUGCCAGGUCAGCAUCUUGAUCUUACCACGCCGGACAUCUCCUAUGACGACUUUGUCAACAAGGAGUUGAUUCUCUUUUCCAUGGCCGACAACGUGCGAUCUAUCCCGUCUGUCAUUGACGGCCUGAAACCUGGUCAACGCAAGGUCAUGUACACUUGCUUCAGGCGCAACAUCAAAAAGGACGUCAAGGUGGUUGAGCUGGCUGGUUCGGUCUCUGGUUCGACCGACUAUGCUCACGGAGAAGCUUCUAUGCAGGGCACCAUCAUUGGUCUCGCGCAAAACUUUGUCGGAACCAACAACAUCAACUACUUGGAGCCUAGUGGUAACUUUGGUUCUCGUCUCAAGGGUGGUGCCGAUGCUGCCAGCGCCAGGUACAUCUAUACCCGGCUGUCUCCGUUUGCAAGGCGCAUUUUCCACCCCCACGACGAUGCGCUGCUGAAGUAUGGCGAAUCUGAUGGCAACAAGAUUGAGCCGGAGAUGUACGUGCCUAUUCUGCCUACGAUCCUCAUCAACGGUUCGAGCGGUAUCGGUACGGGUUGGAGCUCUGAAAUUCCCAACUUCAAUCCCCUCGACAUUAUCGAGAACAUCAAGCGCCGUAUGCAGCCAGGCGCUACCAAGGAGGAUAUGACGCCGAUGAUCCCCUGGUACAAGGGCUUCACUGGAACAACUACUGUGCUCGGCCCUGAUCGGUACCAGUUUACUGGUACUAUCCGACAAACUAGCGACAACGAGAUUGAAGUCACUGAAUUGCCAGUCCGUUACUGGACUCAGGACUUCAAGGAGAAGCUUGAGGAAAUCAUCAAAGCUGAAAAGGGUCCUUCGUUCAUCAAGGAUUACAUCGACUACAAUACGCCUGAUCGUGUCCAUUUCGUCAUCAAGAUGGAGGACAAGUACAUGGCAGCUGCCCUUGCCAAGGGAUUGGAGGAGAUGUUCAAGCUGUACAAGCCCCAGGCAACCAGCAAUCUCGUCGCUUUCGACGCCCAGGGACGCAUUCACAAGUACUCGAGCGUCCUCGAUAUCAUCGAGGAGUUUUACCACAUUCGUCUGCGUUACUACGAGAAGCGGAAGCAGCAUCAGCUCCAGGUUAUGGAGAAAGAGCACCUCAAGAUGUCGAACCAAGCCAGGUUCAUCCAGAUGAUCAUUGAUGGCAAGCUCACAAUCUCAAAGAAGAAGAAGUCGAUCCUUGUCCAAGAACUGAAGAAACUCGGCUUUACACCUUUCCCCAAGGUUGAAGAGGCCAAGACUGCUGGCGAGCUUGAAGAAGCUGAGGAUGACGAGUCUGAUGGAAACGAAGCGGAAGUAUCGGCAAACGACUAUGACUAUCUCCUUGGCAUGGCCCUCUGGUCUCUAACUCAGGAACGUGUCGAGAAGCUGUUGAAGCAGCUCGGCGAGAAGCAGGAGGAGAUUGACACUCUGAUCAAACUUUCGCCCAAGGAUAUUUGGAAGGUCGACCUUGACGCCUUCAUGGACGAGUGGAACCUGCAGCAAGAGGAAGAGACGAAGCGUAAGAAGAAGAUUGCUGGCAUUUCCCGCCGCGCAUCCAUGAAGCUCGGCAUUGGUGCAGGCAAGAGUGGCAAGGGCAAGAAGAAGAGAAAGAUGGACGGCUCUGAUUCAGACGCCAGUGACUCUGACUUUGGCCCGGUCAAGAAGAAGACGAAGCCGAAGAAGGAGGGACUGCUCAGCUACCUUCAACAAGAGCCUGCGAAGAAGCCUUCAGCGGCAGAAGCUCUCAAGAGCAGCAGCGCAUUCGGCUCCACAGCUCCGCAGAAACAGGGCACACUGCUCUCCCAUCUUGUCAAGAAGGAAGGGACGCCGCUGACUGAUGGAGCAUCGGACAGUAGACCCGGUUCUUCGGAUUCGAAGCCAGCGCCGGCGAAACGAGGCCGUCCUGCAGGCGCAAAGGCUGUCAAGAAGGAUCCAGUCUCAGAUGACGAAGACUCUGAUGUCUUUGCUGCGGUCGCUCAAGAAGCUGCAAAGGAAUCAACCAAAGCAGCCGCUCCUUCUCGAGCUGCUCGUGGCGCGAAGCAGGUACCCAAAUACAGCCUCGGCAGCGAUUCCGAAUCUGAGGACGAUGAUCUUGGCGAUGUUAGCAGCAUGGUCAAGACUAUUGGUGCUGGCACAAACGGCGCCCCAAUGUUCAAGACAAGUACGGUGGCCCGCCCUGGCAGUAAUGGCAACGCUCGCUCUGGCGGUGCUGGCGCGAAGAAGAAUAGCUCGCUCGACAUUGAUGAUGACACUACCAACUACGAAGGUCUGAUGCCUCAGCCUUCACCACAGCGUCCUGCUCCUCGUAACGUCAACGACACCAUCAUGAGCUCAGACGAGGAUGACUUCAACAUUGGCACCAAGAAGCCGGCUACAACCAAGCUGACUGCUAGGCCCGCUGUGAAGCCCAAGGCCGCUGCCACGGCUAAGCCCGUACCAAAGACCAAGGCUCUUGCCAAGAAGCCUGCGGCGCAGAGCCCAGCGGCAAAGGCUUACGCGAAGAAACACGGCAAGGAGGCAGAGACAGCAAAGGCUGUACCCAAGAAGAAGGACGUCGACUCUGAUGGAGACGAGGAUAUGGAUAUGGACGACGCAGAUGACAUUGCCAAUGACAUCCUCUCCGACGAUGACGACGAGCCAACACCUAAGCCGGCUGCACGUGCACCUGCUGCACGGCCUGGCCGUAGAGCUGCUGCCAAGCCCGCCAAGUAUGUGGUCAGCGACGACGAGGCCGAUUCAGACGACGCGUCUGAGCCAAGCUUCGACGACGACGAUGACAGCGAGUAGACAUGCUGGCUGGGCGGUGAAGUAGAAGAGGGCUGUUUGAUACCCGGGUCAGUCAUUGGCGUUUUCGAGAUUGGGAGCAAUCAGGCACUGCGAGAUGUGUAGUGCUUUGCAUCAUGGCGUUCGAGGUUUAUCUUUUUUGAUCUUAUUCACUCUAUGCAAUUGUAUAUCUCG